Molecule: messenger RNA, 2181 nt
Organism: Oncorhynchus masou masou (cherry salmon)
Lineage: Eukaryota; Metazoa; Chordata; Actinopteri; Salmoniformes; Salmonidae
Gene: tdrd5
Product: tudor domain containing 5
Source: RefSeq, a predicted model, not a curated record
AUGAGCCAGCUGGCAGUGGCUGAUGACACUACCAGAGGCAUAGUGGAGUUGGUGGCCAAGCAGCCCAGUGCCAAGAACCCUGCUCAGCGUGGCGGUGUGGGCUUCUUCUCCCCACGCUACCAGCAUCAACCCAUGGUCCUGCCGCGGCGUGGCCGUGCACCCCCGGCCCUGCCGGCUCAGCUCCGGGCCCAGCUCCACCAGCUGCUCUGCCAUGGGGCCGUGGGUUUAUCGGAGCUGGAACAGCCUUCGUCCGCCGCCUGGCACCCGCUGCGUGUCAGCAACUACGGCUUCUAUUCCAUCGCCGAGAUGCUGGCGCGGCCGCCCGACCUGGUGGCUGUCACAAAGCAGGAUGGGGCUUAGCUGUCCCUCAGGGGUGCAGUGGUGGCAUCACGGAGGACUGGACCCAUAAAGCCGUUAUUCCCAUUGAAGCAGACCUUCAAAACUGUGCCUAUCGUAAGGCAGAUGACCCAGACAAACUCAGUACUCCGAAUCCAGUGUCCAAUACCAGAAUCUUGUGGUACCAGCGCCCUCCCUGAGGCUGCAGUCCUUAACAGCCCAGAGGGGGACCAGGUCUCUCUGCCAAUGGAUUACAUAACACCACAGCCUGAACCUGAACCGCAGGAUGGACAACUGUUUCAGAAGUGUGUCAUCAAGCUGGAGGAGGAGCUUAGGCAGCGUAUUCUGGAGAAUGGGCAAGCGGGCACUGUCACAGAACUAAAGGCCAAGCUUCGCCAGUUUGUAGCCCAAAACAGUGAGGGACUGUCCGUCCACGAUCUCCCUGCAGAAUUCAAGAGGGUGUUUGGGGAGGAGCUGCCGGUGGUCCAGAGUGGCUUCCUGAGUACCACGGAGAUGGUGGGCGCCCUGAGCGACACGCUCUACCUGCGGCCCAUGGCGGGUGACGAGGGCAACCACUGGGUGGUCAUGGACAUCCAGAAUGCCCCUGGACACACAAAGCCUCAACAACCAGGUGCGGGCUACUACUUCAGCUGUGGGAGUCUCCCUGGGAGGAGAGGAGGCGAGACCAAGCCCAACUUGGAGGAAGACCUGGAGCUCCGCAUCACCACCAAGACCUUCUACCAGGUGAGCUGGAGAUACGGCUCGUUGCCCGUGCGUUGUCGGCGUGGGGCGGUGACCCCGGACGCCAUGCGGGGCCAGAGGCUGAGGGCCCCCACGUGCAGGGGCUUUCGGGAGCUGGUGGCCGUGCUGGUGGAGCAUGUGAGUCUCCUCUCGAACUUCUACAUCCGCUUUGAUGAGAGCCAGGGCCGCGCCCUGGAGAACAUGAUGAUUGAGAUGAGGAGCUGCUACACCUGUCCCGAGGUGUUGGAGCGUUACCGUCUGCCGGAGCGCUGCGUGCGUACAGGCCAGGUGUGCUGCGUGGCGCCCCAGGGCAUCUGGUUCUACCGCGUGGUGGUUCACCGUGUCCUCAACAACACCCAUGCAGAGGUCUACUACGUGGACUUUGGAGACCUCACCACUGUCCAGAGGAGCAGCCUCAACUUCCUCAAGUCUUGUUACUCAGAGCUCCCAGCACAAGCAGUCCCGUCAUCGCUGGCUGGAAUCAAGCCUUUGGGCAGCUGGAGUGCCAAUGCCAAGACCUCCUUCCAGAAGCUAUGUUGUGACCGUACCCUGGUGGCAGCCCUGCAUGGCUACCACGCCGACUUCCUGCAGCUCUUUCUGUGCGACACACACACCGAGGAGGACGUGUACAUCCACAGCGCCCUGCAGGCCCAGGGCCAUGGGCUCUGCUGCGCACCGACCGUCAGCGCAGCAUUGUGUAACCAGUUCAACCCAGUGAGCCUCUAUCUGGGCGAAGGCGUGUGGCGAGGAAUGGAAAUAGAGGACGAGGACCCCACCCUGGAGCCUUGCAACGAAGCCACCACCAUCACUUUCCAGCACAACACCACCCAACCCCUGUCCAAGAGCUCCCCUUGCCCCACUCACACGCGUUCCAGUAGUGGUAGUAGCAGCAGCAGCCCCAGUGGUAGCAUCAGCAGCAGCCCCGGUGGUAGUAGCAUCGGCAGCAGCAGCCCCAGUGGUGGCAUCAGCAGCAGCAGUCCCGGUGGUAGCAGCAUCAGCAGCGGCGGCCCCAGUGGUGGCAUCAGCGGCAGCGGCCCCGGUGGUGGUAGCAUCAGCAGCGAGUGGUGGUGGCAGUGGCAUCAGCAGCGGCAGCCCCAGCAGUAG